AUGAUCAUUAUCUAUCUAUCUAUCUAUCUAUCUAUCUAUCUAUCUAUCUCAGUCUUGAUCAUUAUCUAUCUGAACAUGAUCAUUAUCUAUCUAUCUAUCUAUCUAUCUAUCUAUCUAUCUAUCUAUCUCAGUCUGUUGAUUAUCUAUCUAUCUAUCUAUCUAUCUAUCUAUCUAUCUCAGUCUUUUCAUUAUCUAUCUGAAAGUGAUCAUUAUCUAUCUGAACAUGAUCAUUAUCUAUCUAUCUAUCUAUCUAUCUAUCUAUCUAUCUAUCUCAUCUUUUUCAUUAUCUAUCUGAAAUCUAUCUAUCAUUAUCUAUCUCAGUCUGUUGAUUAUCUAUCUAUCUAUCUAUCUAUCUAUCUAUCUAUCUAUCUAUCUAUCUAUCUCAGUCUUCUGUUGAUUAUCUAUCUAUUCUAUCAUCUAUCUAUCUAUCUAUCUCAGUCUUUUCAUUAUCUAUCUGAAAGUGAUCAUUAUCUAUCUGAACAUGAUCAUUAUCUAUCUAUCUAUCUAUCUAUCUAUCUAUCUCAGUCUGUUGAUUAUCUAUCUAUCUAUCUAUCUAUCUAUCUAUCUAUCUAUCUAUCUAUCUAUCUAUCUAUCUCAAUAUGUUCAUUAUCUAUCUGUCUGUCUAUCUAUCUAUCUAUCUAUCUACUCAUGUCUCUACGCUAUUUUGGUGUCAGAUUAGCGGAAUAA
Acanthosepion pharaonis is the source of this 687-nucleotide messenger RNA. The record is from the annotation of a GenBank genome assembly. NCBI's taxonomy places the organism in Eukaryota, Metazoa, Mollusca, Cephalopoda, Sepiida, Sepiidae.